CGGGGUUUUAUCUAUAGCUGUGCUCUCUCCAUCUCUUUCGCUCUCAUUGUCGCGCUCGCUCGCACACGCGUGCACACAGCUUUUCUUCUUCGCUCGCGUUCUUCUUCUGUAUACGCCGUCGAAUCUCGCGUAUCUCAUCCGAACGAGACGCGACAUCGGAUGCAAAUAUAUUCUCGCUCCCGCGAGAAGAAAGAAAAGAACAAAUAAACGACAAAAAAGAUUCUCGAGUAUCCUAGCUGGGACUUAUUUGAUAGCGAAACUCGAUUUCAAAUCGUCAUUGUCGAUUGUUUCACCGUCGAUCGAGAUUUUUUUUUUUAGGUGUCGCGAGGAUACGAAGUGUGCCGAUACGCGGUUCUGCGCGGUAUUAUCUCUUCGUUUGUGUUGUGACAAAUCGUGAUUCGCGGCGAUCCCUAUCGACGAUCGCUCGUCGUCCUCGGGGUGCGCGAAGAGUGGAAGUUUCGUAGAAGUUUUCGCGGGGGCGGAAAGUUCCCGCCAGUGUCACGAUCCGCGUUUAAUUGUUUACCAAUGGUUCAUAUUCUGGAGAUGGUAUCGUCGCGUCGGAACGACCAAACGAUGAACCGUCCUAUUCAAGUGAAGCCAGCGGACAGUGAAAACCGCGGAGACAGAAAGCUGUUCGUUGGUAUGCUAAGCAAGCAACAAACUGAAGACGAUGUGCGACAAUUGUUCACUGCCUUCGGAUCUAUAGAGGAGUGCAGCAUCCUCCGUGGGCCCGACGGAACCAGCAGAGGUUGCGCGUUCGUAAAACUCUCGUCGCAUCAAGAAGCAGUAGCGGCGAUAAACUCUCUACACGGUAGCCAAACUAUGCCGGGUGCAUCAUCUAGCAUAGUGGUGAAGUUCGCAGACACUGAUAAAGAGAGACAGCUAAGACGCAUGCAGCAAAUGGCCGGGAACAUGAGCCUCCUUAACCCCUUCGUCUUCAAUCAGUUCGGCGCUUACAGCGCUUACGCUCAGCAACAAGCAGCGCUUAUGGCAGCCGCAACUGCACAAGGGACAUACAUCAAUCCAAUGAGUGCUUUGGCCGGACAGCUGCCGCAUGCAUUGAACGGCAUGCCAAAUCCCGUUGUUCCGCCAACUUCCGAUCUGCUCGUAGGUACCAGCACAGGGCAACAGGUUAACGGGGCGAUACCGUCGUUACCGUCGCCGACGAUGCCGAACUUUAACAUGGCACAGACACCGAACGGCCAGCCGGCGGGCUCGGAUCCAGGUGUCUACACCAACGGGAUACCGCAGACUUACGCGGGACAUGCCCUUCAUCUGUCCAUUCCAGCGCAGGGACUGCCCAACGGGGAGGCGGCACUUCAGCAUGCCGCCGCGUAUCCAGGAAUGCAGGCUUAUGCUGGAGUGGCCGCUUACCCAACCGUCUACGGCCAGUUUCCUCAGGCUAUUCCUCAGCCGAUACCCCCGAUGGCGCCAACGCAGAGGGAAGGAUGCUCUAUCUCAGGACCCGAGGGCUGCAACCUGUUCAUCUACCACCUGCCCCAGGAGUUCGGUGAUGGCGAGCUCAUGCAGAUGUUCCUCCCAUUUGGCAACGUCAUCUCCUCCAAAGUCUUCAUCGACCGGGCGACCAACCAGAGUAAAUGCUUCGGUUUUGUGUCGUUCGAUAAUCCCGCGAGCGCGCAAACGGCAAUCCAAGCGAUGAACGGCUUCCAGAUAGGGAUGAAACGGUUAAAAGUGCAGUUGAAGAGGCCCAAGGACGCCAGCCGGCCAUACUAACCCCCGUCCUAUUUUAGUAAAUCUGGACGGUCGUGCUCCUGGGUCUUAAGUUGUACAGCGUUCGAGGACGAGGAUUUGACGGACUUGAUGAGUUUUGGAUCACUGUGACAACGCUCUCCACCAUACCAACUUAAUAUAUUUAGCAUAGCUAGUUAAUUCAUUAGAGGAUAAAAAGUUAGAGGUCAGUAGGGCACAGUGACGGCUUCAACGUCUUUGAAGUUCGCGCAGCGACGGCGAAGAGGCUGAAGCGAAAAGCAAAUGAAAGAUGUUCCGCGCUGAACCUAUUUCGAGGAAGAACAGUCGGAGGAAGAGAAGAGGAUGAGGGCGCAACGCUGAGAGACCAAACGUUUUUCUCGGAUGUUCCGAUAUAAAACCGGAUAUCGGCUUUUUCCCUCUUUCUCCUUUCCAUUUUUCCUUUCUCUCACUUCGAGAGAACCUGCGUGAUUCUUUCUUUGUAUCCUCCGCGAAGUUUAGCCUCCGACAUCCUACUGCCAUGUGGAAGAUCGCGUUCGAGCUCGAAGACGAGGGACGCAAUAUGGACACGAGCGUGCAGCUGAACGUGUUUGCGAACGUCUCGAGGAGAUCUCAAUCACAUCCCGAAGAGAUCAACCGAGAGCACAACGGAAGUCCCGGCCGAGCUCGUCGUUCCGAUACCGCCGUUACAGUCACAAUCGACAAUAGCUAUGCGCGAGGGUAUUCCCCGUCGAGAAACGCCUCCAGAACUCUCGUCGUGCUCGUUGCCGAUCCGACGAAGCGCGAAGGUAUGCAAAAAAGAAAAAAAUGGAAAAAUCGGAAUCCUACUGUAUAUCCGAUCCGAUUCGGGUUUCUCCAGAAUCGGGAUUUUUUUUCGGAUUCCGAUCGUACCGGAUUGUCGCGUCCGUCGGCCGGGAUGGAAGAGCUCAGUGAUCACCGCGAGAGGCCGAAAAAAAAAAAAAAAGAAACAAAUCUUUUGUACCACACAAAGCGAAACGUGCUAAUCAUUAACGAUGAAGAUAAUAAUAUCCGCGUCGCUGACGAAA
Pseudomyrmex gracilis is the source of this 2753-nucleotide messenger RNA. It is a transcript of the gene bru3, whose product is annotated as CUGBP Elav-like family member 4. Gene Ontology annotation, molecular function: mRNA binding. Gene Ontology annotation, biological process: regulation of alternative mRNA splicing, via spliceosome; mRNA splice site recognition. The record is from RefSeq and is a predicted model, not a curated record. Lineage: Eukaryota; Metazoa; Arthropoda; Insecta; Hymenoptera; Formicidae. The coding region runs from base 526 to 1734 and encodes 402 amino acids. The transcript is spliced from 12 exons. Gene Ontology annotation, cellular component: nucleus; ribonucleoprotein complex; cytoplasm.